AUGCUAGGUGUAGUGCUCUUCAUAAGCAUGGCAUUUCCUGGCGGCGGCCAGGCGCAGAAUGGGACGGAGACUACGACAAUCGCCCCAAUAAAGGAUACCUUUACUGUUGGCAUGAUCGUCACCGAGUCGCUUCAAGCCCAAAUCGGCUUCUCCAUCACCGGCGGAGUGAUUCCAAUCGCUCUGCAACAGAUCGCUAAGCUUCAUCUGCUAGAUGCUAUUAAUUUUGAAUUCGUGGUCAACUACACCGACUGCAGCGAGGCUAAUGCCGCCGGAAUUGCCGUGUACCUAAUCAACGAGCGGAAAGUGGACGUCAUUCUCGGGCCACCGUGUGCAGCAGUCAUCGCCGUCUGUAUGCCGGACGACCAGUCGAGACGGAAUUUCCUGAUCAGCACUUCUGAGGCCGGGAUGAACGGCACCGAUUACGUCUACAUCAUGAUGGACUUGCGCGGGUUUGGGUUUGGUCAACUCGGCAAAGUGGCUGGGGGCGAGACGUUGGACAGCGGCUACACGCCAGUCUGGGUGGAUACUUUCAACGCUAAACCUGACGGGCUGGACGCUGUCGCAAAGCAGGCGGCUUUGCAGGCUAUUGUGAUCGAUCUGACGAACCAGGGUACGGUGGAUGGGCAGACGACGGCUGAUUUGACGCCCAGUGUAAGCUUCUCUGGCACCACUUGCCCCCUAACCACCUGGGAACAAAGCGGGACCUACAUCCUCGUCGGAGUUGGCAUCGUAGUCGCCUUGAUGAUCGUCUUUGCGAUAUUGAUUUGCUAUAUUGCCAAAGAAAAACGCAAGGAACGAGCUCGACAGGACGCCGAGUGGCAGAUCCCGUAUCUGGCACUGGAUCGCCCCAAUGGACGGCAUAGUCGGGCAGCCGGAGAGGGAGGUCAGCAGAACUUGAUGGAUCACGUCUUCGGCUUGAUGGAAUCAUAUGCAGAGACUCUAGAAAAAGAGGUGGAAGACCGCAUGUCCGAACUUGUCGAAGAGAAAAAGAAGAGUGACAUCCUACUCUACCGUAUGCUCCCGAGACAAGUAGCCGACAAGCUAAAACUCGGCCAAUCCGUCGAGCCCGAAUCCUUCGACAGCGUCACCAUCUUCUUCUCCGACGUCGUGCAAUUUACGAAUUUGGCUGCGAAAUGUACUCCGCUACAGAUUGUCAACCUGCUCAACGAUUUGUACACCACUUUCGAUCAGAUCAUCGAGCAGCACUCGGUUUAUAAGGUCGAAACAAUUGGAGAUGGGUACCUCUGCGUAUCCGGGUUGCCUCAUAGAAAUGGGAAUCUGCAUGUGAAGGAGAUUUGCGAGAUGUCGCUCGACUUUUUGAGAGCUGUUCAGGGCAAAGGCGUGAUGGAGACGUUCUGGCUGCUUGGACGAGCAGGAGGAGCCGGACCGAUGGCUCCGUUGGGUGGUGCUAUGAAUACAGUGGUGGCGGAAGAGGAGAUCGAACAGGUUUUUAGAAAUCGUGAACCUACCCCACCGAUGCAAAACGCGACCCGACUCGGCUCGGCAGAAAGUCGCCACUCGGACACGCUGCCCGGAUACCAUACGUCUGUGGGCAUGUACAGAGACAUGCAGACGCCGCGA
This is a messenger RNA of Mesorhabditis spiculigera, 1581 nucleotides long. NCBI's taxonomy places the organism in Eukaryota, Metazoa, Nematoda, Chromadorea, Rhabditida, Rhabditidae. The record is from the annotation of a GenBank genome assembly.